CUCUCUCUCUCUCUCUCUCUCACGCGCUUCCACUUUUCUCCAGAAACUCGCAGCGAAAUAAAUUUCUCGAGAAAAUCCAAAGAACAAAAAAAAAUGGCGGAUCAGCUUACCGAUGACCAGAUCUCAGAGUUCAAGGAAGCUUUCAGCCUAUUCGACAAGGACGGAGAUGGUUGUAUCACAACCAAGGAACUUGGGACCGUGAUGAGAUCACUUGGGCAGAAUCCAACAGAAGCUGAGCUCCAGGACAUGAUCAACGAAGUGGAUGCAGAUGGUAACGGGACGAUAGAUUUCCCUGAGUUCUUGAACCUUAUGGCACGCAAGAUGAAAGACACUGAUUCAGAGGAGGAGCUUAAGGAAGCCUUCAGGGUUUUUGACAAGGACCAGAACGGUUUCAUCUCCGCGGCUGAACUCCGCCAUGUCAUGACAAAUCUUGGGGAGAAGCUGACGGAUGAGGAAGUCGAUGAGAUGAUCCGAGAGGCUGAUGUCGAUGGUGAUGGUCAGAUUAACUACGAAGAGUUCGUCAAAGUCAUGAUGGCAAAGUGAGAUCCUUCUUUAUCCCUCACAAAUCCCCAACUCUGUUUUUUUUUUCUUUUUUUUUCUCGUCUUCACAUCUUUAAACUGAGAAAAGCAAUUUAUUGAACAAAUGAAACAGAGAGAUAAGAUUUGCUUCCUUGUUCGUUUUGUUGGUCGUCAUUUUUUAUUUUUAGUAACGUUUCUUCUUCUUUACUUGAUUGCUUUCUUACUCGUCUUUGGUUUUGUUAUGUCCGUGAAGUUUGAACUCAUAAUCUGCUUUAUUAGUUCUCUUCACCAUUGGAUA
Molecule: messenger RNA, 817 nt
Organism: Camelina sativa (false flax)
Lineage: Eukaryota; Viridiplantae; Streptophyta; Magnoliopsida; Brassicales; Brassicaceae
Product: calmodulin-7
Cellular component (GO): myosin II complex
Molecular function (GO): calcium ion binding
Source: RefSeq, a predicted model, not a curated record